GCGCGGCGCCAGGCGCACCCGGAGGCCCGGUCCCUGGCGGCCCCAGGGAGCGGCGCCAUGAUGCGGCUGGGGCGGGCGGGACGCGAGCUGCUGCGCUGGGGUCGCGGGGGGCUCCCUGCGGCCGCCCCGCGGCGGGGCGCGGAGGUGCUGGUGGGCGCGCCCGGCGGGGAGAGCAGCGGUAUUGCUGAAAUCCUAAUGAACCGACCCCACGCAAGAAAUUCAUUGGGAAAAGUAUUUGUAAAUGAACUGUUCAGCGCUCUGGAACAACUACGCUUUGAUGAGAAGGUCCGUGUGGUGGUGUUCAAGAGUGAGGUGAAAGGUGUAUUUUGUGCUGGUGCAGACUUAAAGGAACGUGCAAAGAUGGAUGAUGCAGAAGUUGGACACUUUGUUAAAAGGCUGAGAAAUCUCAUGGAUGAAAUAGCUGCCCUGCCUGUACCCACAAUUGCUGCAAUAGAUGGCUACGCAUUGGGUGGUGGAUUAGAACUGGCGUUAGCUUGUGACCUUCGAGUAGCAGCUUCAUCAGCUAAAAUGGGCCUUAUUGAGACCACAAGAGGCCUUCUUCCUGGAGCAGGUGGAACGCAGCGCCUGCCUAGAUGUGUUGGAAUAGGUCUUGCAAAGGAACUAAUUUUCACUGGUAGACAGAUUGAUGGACAACAAGCCUUCUCAAUGGGAUUAGUAAAUCACACAGUACCACAAAACAAUGAGGGAGAUGCAGCUUACCAGAGGGCAUUAACUUUGGCUAAAGAAAUCCUUCCUCAGGCUCCAUUUGCAGUGAAAAUGGGAAAACUGGCAAUAAACAGAGGAAUGGAGGUUGACAUUGCAUCAGGGAUGGCUAUUGAGGGGAUGUGUUAUGCCCAGAAUAUUCCCACAAGAGACCGUCAGGAAGGGAUGGCUGCCUUCAGAGAGAAACGACCACCUCAGUUUAUUGGCAAAUAAUGCUUCCCAGCUUCCCCUUGAUUUUUUUGAAGGUAAAGGAGGACUGAAGAGAACCCACUGAUUUCUUGGGAUUUUUUUUCAUUACUGCAUUCUGUAUACUUGGCUCCUUGCCUUGGACUGCACUUCUGAAUGCCCCACUGGAUCAUUUUGCUCUAAGAAUUCCCAAAUAAAGAUUUAACUUUGUACAGCU
Molecule: messenger RNA, 1126 nt
Organism: Phalacrocorax carbo (great cormorant)
Lineage: Eukaryota; Metazoa; Chordata; Aves; Suliformes; Phalacrocoracidae
Source: RefSeq, a predicted model, not a curated record